This is a messenger RNA of Porites evermanni, 1716 nucleotides long. NCBI's taxonomy places the organism in Eukaryota, Metazoa, Cnidaria, Anthozoa, Scleractinia, Poritidae. The record is from the annotation of a GenBank genome assembly.
ACUGCGGCAGCGUUGCAGAGGAACACUCGCCCCAGUACUCACGAUUCACCGCUCCCUGUUUACGGUCAAGAAACCGUAAGACUAAUUCCAUUGUCUCACUAUCGUGCUGGUAAGGUUUCCUUUUCCUUUUGUCCACUCCUGUCCAAACUACAACAAAAUUCUACAAUUGAAUAAACGCCCUGAAAGAUUCAGGCACUAAUAUGACUUCCGGCGCUUGAAGUUCGUAUUUUCCCUGUCGAAAAAUAGGCAAAUCCCAGUUCCCUUUUUUUGCCUUCCAAGGCUUUCUUACUGCUAAAUGUUUGCGUUUUUAUUGACCCAGACGAGAGAGGAAGGGUUAUUUCAUGGUCAAAAGAGUUUUGUUUUUCAAGCGGGACAACCGCGGGAAAUCACGAGCUAGUCAGGAUAGGAUUCGGUUUAUUUUGCCUGCUCGCGAAUUCAGUCGUAUUAAAGAAAGCCUUAUAAAAUAAAAAAGGGCAAAAAGGCACCUUUUUUCUCGUCUGUAAUCAUUACUUUUCCAACUGUUUAUUUCCUCGUGUUUUGUUUCGGCAAAGUAUGUAAUAUUACAUCGUGAAAAGAGGGUUUGUAACAUUGGAAAAGGACGAAAUUUACUGUAGUUUAUGACUUCGUCGCUUUCGCUGUAUCAUCAUGUUACUUGUGGAAUUCUAAUUCCUUCUGUUGUCCCCUUUAGCGGAAGUUCCUAUUUCUGUGGCGCAUGGAUUCAGUGAAGACACAUCACUGUUCAGCACCCACCGUCACAGCGCCCCAUCCACCAUCUUUACCCCUGGAAGGUCCUUGGGUAGCGAACCAUAUCCUGGUGGUUCUGGUAUGUCUACCUACACACAUCCGCCUGAAAUGCAGGAAUUUUGUUCCCCUUAUGGAACGCUGAGAAGACCACUGCAUGGAUUACAACCACAAACUACAAUUCCAUCGGCGUUUAAUCUUAGUGGUUUGGGUGUGUCUACAAUCACUCACCCGCUAAGAAUCCAAGAAGCGCCAAGACCGUCACUCCAUGGAUUGCAACACCAAAGUACGAUUCCAGACGUUCCGAAUCUUGGUGGUUAUGGUUUAUCAACUGACACCCUCCAACCACAAAUCCCAGAAUUGCGUGCUUCGUAUGGAACGCCUAGUCCGUCACUACAUGAAUUGCAACCGCACCAUACAUUUGCAGACGCUUCUUAUCUUAGUGGUUGUGGCCUGUCAACAAUCACCCACCUACCAGGUAUCUCCGGGCGUUCUUCAUCGUUUGGAACAAAAAGACCGCCACAGUAUGAACUGCAACCACAAAGUGUAAUUCCAGGCGAUCCUCAUCUUAGUGAUCCUGCUACGUCUUCAGUCACACACCCGUCAGUAAUCCGUUUUCCCUCAUAUGGAACCCUAAGACCCCAACUGUAUGGACCGCAGCUGCCAAGUGUAAUUCCAGGCUAUCCGCAUCUUGGUGAUCCUGCUGCGUCUUCAGUCACACAGCCGUCAGUAAUCCCAUUUCCCUCGUAUGGAACCCUAAGACCCCAACUGUAUGGACCCCAGCUGCCAAGUGUAAUUCCAGGCGAUCCGCAUCGUAGCGUUCCCUUUGCGUCUUCCGUCACACACCGGCCAGUAAUUCCCGGACGUUUUCCUCUGUAUGGAGCGCUGAGAUUACAUCCGCCUAGUUCCCAAAGUACAAUUUCAUUUAUGAGCGGGCAGGAGCAAAAUGCGGACGAUGAAACUGAUAGGUCUUAA